AUGGAGACCACCAAGACAAAGAAAGUUACUAAAACAACGCACAGACGAACAGGAGGAGGCGAUACAAGCUCUACUUCAUCCCCACGAAGACGAGAGCGUCCCCCCUCACCGGCUCGGAUCUCUCGACAUGAGGAGCAACAGGAGUUACAAGGGUUGAACGAUCGUUUAGCAGCUUAUAUCGACAGAGUUCGAUUUCUGGAGAAUGAAAACAAUCGUCUGAAUAUUCAGGUUCGAACCACCGAGGAUAUCACAAAGAGAGAAGUAAGCAAAGUGAAGGAUUUGUUCGAGGGCGAAUUGAACGAUGCUCGAAGACUUUUGGACGAAACGGCGAAGGAAAAGGCAAGAUUACAGUUGGAAAUGACAAAAUAUAAGAACAAUUAUGAAGAUGUAGCUGGAAAAUUGGCAAGAAAAGAUCGUGAUUUGAAGGCAGCGGAAAAAAGAAUUUUAGAAAUCGAAGUGACGUUAACAGAUUUAAGAGGAAGAGCCGAAGAUGCCGAAUCUCAAAGAAAACAUUUUGAAAAAGAAAACAACAAAUUACGAGCUGAAAUUUCAGCAUUGGAAAGACAGUUUGCUGCUAUCAAGAAAGAAUUGGAGGAUGAAACCUUAAAACGUGUUGAUCUUGAAAACAGAGUACAGAGUGUGAAAGAGGAACUAAGUUUUAAAACACAAGUCUAUGAAUCGGAAUUGGAAGAAACAAGAUGUAGAACAACUACAGAAAUUUCUCAGAUUGAUGGAGUGAUGCAGGAUGAAUACGCAGCAAGACUUGCAGAUGCUUUACGGGAAAUCCGAGAGGAGCACGAAACUAAUCUGAUGUCUGUUAAAAAUGAACUGGAAAUGUUGUAUCAGACCAAGUUGGGUGAUUUACAGAAUCAAGUUGAUAGAAGUGGUUCAUCAGCAGGUUCUGCCUGGGAAGAAUUGAGACUCUCUAGACAGAAACUAGAUGAUGUUAGCUCAGAAUUAGCUAAACUUAAAUCUGAGAAUGCAGGAUACGAUGCCAGAAUUCGUGAAUUGGAGGGUCAGAUGGUCCGAGAACGAGAUAUGUACAUGUCUCGAUUAGAAUCAAAGGAUAUAGAGCUAGCACAUAUCCGCGGAGAAUUGGAUGCUCAACUUAAAGAAUACGCAGAGUUAUUAGAAAUUAAGAUUAAAUUGGAUCGUGAAAUUAUGGCUUACAGAAAAUUACUGGAAGGAGAAGAAGAAAGAUUGAACAUGUCUCAGGAAUUCUCCUCACCAAGGAGAUCAACAGGUGGCGCUUCAACAAGUUUGUUAUCUCGAUCGUCGAAAGGUACGAAAAGACGUCGAGUAGAGUCAGAAGAACAUACUGAACAAUUCUCUAGUCACAGUUCUGUUACUGAACAAGGAAAGAUCGGCUUGGAAGCUGAUGGAGAUGGCAAAUUCAUUAAAAUCUCCAACUUGACUGAUGAAGAUAUUCAUGUUGGAAACUGGAAGAUUGAUCAUAAAGCAGGAAGUGAUGAAGUAACUUAUAAAUUCCACAGAAAUCUGAUUCUCAAAGCCAACGCUGAUAUGACUGUCUGGAGUUCAGAUCAAGAAGUAACCCAUGACCCCCCAACUGACCUAGUGAUGAAAAACAAACAAUGGGGGUCAGAUAAAGACAGUGAAACUGUUUUAUUAGAUAAUGAAGGCAAGGAAAGACAAAAAGAAAACUGUGCUAUCAUGUAA
Messenger RNA from Lottia gigantea (owl limpet), 1677 nucleotides. RefSeq lists its product as hypothetical. The transcript has 10 exons. Lineage: Eukaryota; Metazoa; Mollusca; Gastropoda; Lottiidae. The coding region runs from base 1 to 1677 and encodes 558 amino acids. The record is from RefSeq and is a predicted model, not a curated record.